Chroicocephalus ridibundus (black-headed gull) is the source of this 8494-nucleotide messenger RNA. RefSeq names its product spermatogenesis associated serine rich 2 like (gene SPATS2L). Gene Ontology annotation, molecular function: protein binding. The transcript is spliced from 13 exons. The record is from RefSeq and is a predicted model, not a curated record. Gene Ontology annotation, cellular component: cytoplasm. Lineage: Eukaryota; Metazoa; Chordata; Aves; Charadriiformes; Laridae. The coding region runs from base 453 to 2120 and encodes 555 amino acids.
CUGGUUACUGUGGUGCUGCGCCGCACCCCACCCGCUGCUCUAGCGCUUCGGGUCCUGGCGCUGACCCCGGCUGCGGGCGGGCCCCUCCCGGCGGCACGGGGACCGCUGCCGGGCCCGGCCCCGGCCCCUCGGACCCCGCCUGGCGGAGCGCGCCGGGAGCCGCUCUCCGCGGCUCACCCUCUCCCGCCAGCCCCCAGGCGCCACCGGAGACGAAACUGGGCUGCGCUGUUCAAGGCUAUUCAGUAACAGCCUUGGUCAUAAACGAUUAACUGCACGCCCGGGGAACAGCGAGCCGGGUGUUUCCGAGCGCAGCCGUUCAUCCCCGGCUGUCUUCGCGGCCAGGCGCGCUGAGCCAGCGCUGGUUUUGUGGGAGAUACAAUCCAUUGGAGAAAAUAGAAAAAUAAGGGCAGAAACUGGAGUCGCUCACUGACAGUAUUCUCACCUGAAGAGAGAUGGCAGAAAUCAAUUCUCCUGUAAAUAUCAAGGAAAAGAUCAAUGCAAUCCGAUCAAUUGUUCCGAACAAAAGCAAUAAUGAGAUAGUUCUGGUGUUACAGCAGUUUGAUAACAAUGUAGACAAGGCUGUUCAAGCUUUCAUGGAUGGCAGCGCAACUCAGGUUCUAAAGGAAUGGAAUAUGACAGGGAAAAAGAAGAACAAUAGGAGAAAAAGAAGCAAAUCUAAACAGCACCAGGGCAAUAAAGAUCCUAAAAAUAAGAAUGGUGGACCUGAGAAGGCAUCUCAAGAGCCCCAGGGAGUAUGUGGCUGCCAUCUGAAUGGAUGCUCUAAGGACAACUCCUGCAGUGGUUCUGCAAAUCAGAAACUGGAAGCCUCUUCUCUUGAGAACAAAGGCUCAGGAUUUGUAGAGUCAGCGCCGAUCUAUCCAGAAAUCAGAGACAAAGAACGAGAACACCAGAGAGUAUCUGUGGAAUUAAACCCAAAGAUUAUGAAUGGAGUAGAACAGCGUGAGUCUCUUCAGUCAUCAGUUCAACUUCAGUGUAACCUAGGCAGGCCAAAGUCAAAAUCUUCCUCAGUUAAAUCAUCGAAUGCUACAAACCAACUUGAAACAAAGACAGAUGAUUCAGUCAAAAAAAGAGGGCCAAACAUUGAAAAAUCAGUAAAAGACUUGCAGCGUUGCACUGUUUCUCUAACCAGAUAUCGUAUGAUGAUCAAAGAGGAAGUGGAUAACUCAGUGAAGAAGAUCAAAGCUGCUUUUGCAGAAUUACACAGCUGCAUCGUAGACAAAGAAGUAUCAUUAAUGGCAGAAAUUGAUAAAGUUAAAGAAGAAGCCAUGGAAAUCCUGACCGCUCGGCAGAAGAAAGCUGAGGAGCUGAAGAGACUGACAGACCUAGCCAGUCAGAUGGCUGAAGCACAACUGUCUGAACUCAGGGCUGAAAUUAAGCACUUUGUGAGUGAACGGAAAUAUGAUGAAGAGCUGGGCAGGUCUGCCCGAUUUUCCUGUGAUACAGAACAGCUGAAGACCCAGAUCCAGCUCUGUGGAGAAAUUUCUCACCCAAAGAACAACUAUUCCUCAAGAACACCAUGUAGUUCAGUGCUGUCUUCAAUGACCUCGCAUGCAACAACUGGCAAGCAAAAUACGCACACCCGAAAGUCCUCUAGUAAUGCCAAGAACUCUGAUAACAAAACAGCCAGCACUAAAGCACAAGGUCAUCUUUCUUCCAAUCCAACAGAAUCUUCUUCCCAAGGAAUCCCAACAAAUAAGCAGAACGGGCCUUCUAGCCAGAGGCGAAGAUUCAACCCACAGCACCAAAACAUCCGGCUCAAUGGAUCUCUUAAGUCACAAGGUGCCAGUAAUGAGGCAGAUCAAAAUAAUAUAAAGAGUGGCUCCAGGUCUGAACACAGAAGACAGCAGCAUAACAGCUUCAGAUCUAAAAAUAAAGGAGCUAUGAAAAACCAAGAGCAGUCCACAGCUACAAGGACCACAGAGAAUCCGACACAUUCAGAAAAGACCCGACGAAAGCAUCACACACCAGACACCGCAGAUCACAGGCCUUUCCAAGGCAGCGUCGGCAGGGUGUCGCAAUGCAAUUUAUGUCCUGCGAGGAUGGAGGUCUCUGCUGACACCACUGUUCUUUCAGUGCCAGCUGUGACUUUAGUGGCUUAAAAUGUCACAGCGACAGCAGGCAGAGAAAUCUUAAUCUCUUCAUUUUAGUUUCUUGCUUGAGAUGCUUGUUGGUGAAGAAAAUAAGUCAGAACAUAGUCAUUUUAAAUCUGUUGCUGCUUAAAACUUGUUGGUAUCUUUAUUACUAACUAAUUAUCAAAAUUAAUUCAUACUUUCAAGGCUUUGCCCAAUAUGUUCACGGUUAUUUUGUCAUGACAAUACAGAAUCUUACCAAAGCAGCUUUUACUUCUUAGAAAAACGAAAUCUAGAUUGGAAAAAUAAAUCUAUAAUUAAAUUCAUAAUAGCAAAAACCUGUUGUAGAUGUGUGGCUAUACCAGUCAACAUAUUGUUUUUUAGAGCAGCCUGUGUUAGAAGGAUCCCAGGAAGUCUGUAUGCUGUGAUCUGCAAUGAAAUCAGAUAAUCUUGUAGAAUUUUAAGCAAAUCUCUAUACACGUCUUUCUGUGCGUGUAUACAUGUACAUGCAUGCACACUGUAUACGCAGAGAGUAUUGUUAUAUACAAGAACAUUUGAAAAAGCAGUACAUUCGAUUUUAGCUUAUUAUUGCAUAAUCUGAGAUCUUUAAAUUCAAGUAUAAAUUGUAUUAAAUGUAUUACAUAUUGGUAUUUUUCAUUGACAAACUAUUUUUAUGAGGCUGAGGAAAAAUGCUCAUUUCUUAAGUUCUGAAUGUAUAUAGUCAUGGCACAGCCCUGUUCUCCAUCCUUAUCAGCCACUUUUCUAUGACUAGUUGGAUUUAUUUUUUUGCAUAUGAAAAGUUGCAGGUGUUCUAGACUUGAAUCCAAAUUAUUUUUCUAUAUUUUUGCUGUAGGAACCAUCUGUCCAUAACAAGAGCUAUGACUAAUAAAUUUGUUACCGCAACACGCAGCAGAAUGUGGAGGUACAUAUUUGAGCAGAUACUACAUCCUUCUGAAUUUUCUAUUAAAAUAAAAAUCUUACUUAGUCUUAAUGUUCUGAUUCUGUAUUUCAGAAAACCUGUUUCUUCAAAAAUAUUAAAAUCUUCUUUCUAAAAUAUUCUGGUGUUUGCUGCUUUGCAGUGCCUAACCUUUGUGAUCUUAUUCAAAUUGUAUUUGCUUAAUUCAACAGGUAUCAGUGGGAGGCUUUCAGCUGAGUUUGGAUUGGAGCAGGCUUUUGGCUUUAGCUAGAUUCUAAUGCCACAAUUGCACAGAAGAGAACCUUCCCGGGAGAGCCGCCUCCAUCUUGGACAUAUUUUAAUAUAAAUUAUUAUUUAACAUAGAAAGGUGUCAGAAUCCAGACCUGGCAGCAAGUGAACUAGUGGUCUAAGUGUCAGAACCAGAAAGGUGGAAAAGGUCAGUAAGACUGACCUCCCACUGAGGUCAGUAAGAGCAGGACACUUGAGUAUCUUUAAAAGUUUAUUGUUAGGGUAUUGUUUGCUAUUGCUUUUUACCGGUUUCCUCUGCCUAAUUUCUCUUAGCUGACUGCACACUUUCUUAGUAGGGACUGGUUUACUUUUCCUCUAUGGCCCUUGAAAAAUAAUCUCAAAGUGUACAGCGAAGUGCAUUCCUUAUGGGUGAUUUUGAUUAUUUUUAUUUCUCUUGUUAUCUGUAUACAGUUUUUUAUCCAUGAAUAUUGGUAAAAUCGGAUUCUAAAAGGCAAAUAACUCAUCUUCAUCUGGAAGAGUGGUGAAAGAAAAAUAAACAUAGGUAAACACGCAUAGGUAAACACUGGCUUUCUUAGCAUCACAAGCACUGCUCCUAUCCUAGUUAAUUACCUAUCAGACUUUUAAGCUGAAUGUGUUAAAUAAAUGGAACUGAAAUAUCAGAAUCUGUGUUUGCACCGCAAUCGGGCAGCUUUUCAAACUUGUAUCUGCUGCCUUACAGUUUGACCUGUAAUCUCACUGUAAGACAUGUAAUUAUAAUUUCCAUGCAGAUAUUACACAGGAAUCUUACUAUAUUGUCCUUACAUAAUUCGUGAAAUUUAUUUAUGUCUCUUCUUGUAACACCUCCUAAAAAAAAAAAAAAACAAACAAACCAAAACUAAAAUCUAACUGACCUGUAAUGACUUUUACUCCUUUUAGCUUCUCCACUUGAUAGGAUUAUUGAAAGUUAUUUUAUUUCAUAAGUCAGCUUCUCACAAGCAAGCUUCUGCAGAUAAAUAAAAUCUGUAAUGUAAGUCACAACUCCGCACAACAGGACUGCCUUGCACUCUUCAGUACAGCUAACCUUUGAUGUGCUGGAGGCUCAGUAUGUGACAGACCCAGGACUAGCAGGUGAGAGACAGCAUUUCUCUUCAGACUGUGAUGCAAACACAUUGUCUUUGAGAGAUGCAAGCAUGGAUUUGGUUGGGCUGGAGAGCUGGUUGCUUCUGGGAAAGCUGCAGUCUUGGCACACCAAGCGUGGUUUAGUAUUGCAGUACACAUUUUGUAGCUGUGUCACAAUGGUAUCUCUUCAUCUUUCAUUGCUUGUGUCUCUGUGCUGGGAAUUAUGUCUGCCACUUUCUUGCAGUGUUUUACUGUUCACAAGAAUUGUAAGUAAUUGAAUGCUCUUGGGGCCAUCUUCAACAGAACUCUCUUUAUCUUGCAAGCACAGAGCUAGCUACACAUGACACUCCUUUUAAUGUAAAGGAUUUGUACAUGGGGCGGUGAGGGAAGUAAGGGCAGGACAAGGCUUGACUUUCAGGCCAGCCAUCCUUUUUUUUUAAAAAGCGCCCUCAAUUUGCAAAGCAAAUACAGCUGUUUGGCAUCACUCAAACACAAACAUGGAAUUCCCACUGCACUUUGUACUGUCUUUCAAAAGUGGAAACACACCUUAAAGGCAAUAUUUUAAAGCAAGUUGGGUCUGUUUAUCUUCUGUGUAAGAUUAAACUAAAAGUAAGGUCGGAACUCAGCAAAAUAAAGGACAAAUUUGCAGUUGGAAAACCAAAAAGAGAAGGCAACUUAACACAGCCAAGCUAAUUGGAAAACUUACAUUAUUUAGGUAUAUUUGGAAAAAAAUGUUUAAAAAAACCUCACUUAAUGUGUUUGAAAAUGUCACCCUGAAACUAAUAAUUCUGGAAGGGAAACCUUGAUCUUGUAGCUCUUUCCUGCACCCUGUUGUUGUAGGGUAACACCUGCUCUGAGCUUGUGUGAAUGGCAGUUCUUACUGUGAGCCUGUUUACCCACGAGGUGACUGGGCUGCACCAGGGUUUUAUAAAUGAGCUACAUCCUUCAUAUACUUGUGACUGCAGCAGAGGUACUAUGGGAUCCAGAGGUCUCGAGUUCCAGUACCACUGCCAAUUACCCAUGUGAGGAUGUAAUAGAAAUUUGCCAGAAAUUGGAGACAAUACAGCUAUUUUAUUAUGGCAAACUACUAAAACAAACUGUACUAAAAUGUUCAUGUAUGUGGUAUCAGAAACUUGAAUGAGCGAAAAGAUACCUGUAUAGGAAAGGGGCAGCUUUGAAAAGGGACAAGUCCUUGAUGCAAACUGGGCACACUACACAGCGAAUUGCAUCACCCUAUGAAUUUGCAAAGUAAUUUUCAGCCAAGACUGAUCAAUUCCAGUAUAAGCAGCCAGAUUUUUUUUUUUUUUUUUUUUGGCAAGAAGAAAAUUCUGUAAGAAGAGAUACCCAAAAAGCUCAGAAAGCAGCAAACAUCUGUAAUAUCAGCAUUACCUGUUUCUACUGCUUAAUGGUUUUUAUUAAAAACUGUUGCCCAAAAUUAAUCUAGGUUUUUGUGGGGCUUUAUUACUACAGAGUAUUUACAGAGUUUUACCUCUAACCAUGCUUUGUAACUGCAGCUAAGGGACAGACAGCUUCACUCCCAAGUUUUUGAUGGCACAACUGGCCUCCUGGUUUUAUCAGGGGAGAAUUUGUCCUUCAUGAAUUGGGAAGAACUAGGAAGAUGAGAUCUGCUUACUCCUGGGUAAUGUUAGUAUUUCUUUUUAGCCAUAGUAAGAUUUGAACUACAUAAUGUUUAUUACCGAAGCAAUUUAAUGUAAGCCGGUUUAAAAGAGUACUUUUCUGCUCUGGAAGAGCUGGUAGGGAAAUAAGUGGAACCGUUUGAAAGAAAAAAAGAUGUAGCUUUAGUAUUUCCAUGGCUGUUCAGCUACAAACAAGGCUGAUGAAAACUCUCCCUAAGGAUCAGUGGUACCAUGUGCCUGUCACGUGAAAUAACAUCUGCUUGCUUACGUCGAGUACAAAUGAGUUCUCCAUACUCUGAAGCAGAGAGAAUUACAUCUGUUUGAAUCGCAUCUUGGUGAUAAUAGGCCCUCUGCAUCACAAGCCCAUGUGUAGUCACAGAGGAGUAUUUUUCUAGAAAUUUAACUUGGAAUUCUAUUUUUCUUGUCUCUUUAACCCAUACGAUGCCGUAUCAUUGGUGGUUUGGAAAGAUGGUAGUGUGAAAGUGAGAAGUAAACAACUGGAAAACGGACAGCAUUUGUGAGAAAAAAAUUUAUGCAUCAAACUACACUGGUGAUACAUCUGUCAGCCUGCUGACUGCACCUAUUAGAUACUAGUAAUCAUUAGAUUACUAAAUUGGAGUAACUUUCUGAAUGUGGUCUUUCCUGAACAUGAUCUCUUCUAUGAUGUAUGAUAAUUUUUCAAAGAUUCAAAGUAAACCAUUGUUACAACACUUGGCAAUGCGUCUAAUCCCACCUAUAAAACUGUAGCUCACCCUCAGUGGUUCCCCAGUCAAACUAUCCGGUAUGUACGUAUGGUGUAUCACAGUUUAUCGGUGCAAAUGCAGUACAAGCUGGUACUUUGUUUGUUAAGUCAGAGAAGUGAAAUGCUAAGAAAACUGCAGAGACUUUAAAGAAAGUUGGGAAGAUAAGAGUUUUGAGGAAAUUUCAACCUGCAUGAAACUCAAGACUUGCAGAAUUUCUGCUCCUGGUUCCAGGCCUCAAAAACCAGUGUCUAUUAACAAGGUUGAGGGAUGACUUGUCCUUGCACUGGCAAGUUCCAUUUGUUUUCACCUACUGGCCUCACAGAGAGGCCAAUUUUUACUUGGAAGAAAAAUUUUAUUUUACUUCCACAUUUUAAAAGGCGCUGGGUAGAUAAACAAGUAGAAGAUAAGUAUUAAAAACUGCUUUUCAGUCAGAUUAUUAUGGAAGAUAAAUUUCACAGACUUAGUAUCAAUGAUGAAUUGCAUGUCCAAAGAACAGGAGAUUACAUUAUGUUAGUAUCCUCCUAUAAUUUUUGCCUGCUCCUUUCUUCAGUGAAACUUUUUAUUGUUGGGAUAGGAGGAGCCUUGGGAUUGUUGCUCUUUAGGUUUAUUUUUUAAGAAAAACCACUAGUUUAAAGAUGCUAAAAGUAAGCUGGUCUUCAAUAUACAUACCAAUAGCAGAAAAUUACAGUACUGUACACAUUUACAGUGACUACUGUUCAUGGCAAAGUGUCUCCUUAAAAAUAUGUUAGUACAUGAAAAAUUGGGGUCUUCACUUGUGCAAAUGUUUCAAGUCCUUGCGGUUAGGAGAAAAGCAUGAAAAUGUGAUUGCCUCUAAAUGAUCUAGAAAAUAAAACAUUUAAAGAACCCUUCUGUAAUUCUAAUAGUCUCAGGAAUUUUAAGAACGUUGCAUUUUGGCAAUGUGAUAGGAUUUCUCAGCAUUUAGGGACAGGUAUGUUUACUGUGCUGGAAAAGCAAGAGCAGUAUCAAAACAAAAACCCCAGCACCCAACUGUAAGCAUGCAAAGGCACAAAACAAAGCCAGGCUUCAUUCACUGAUUUAAACAACUAAAAGGCCUUUUUAAAAUCAGUGAGCCAAAUUUGGCUUUCCUCUGCUGAUAGAAACAUACAGCAGCUCUUCACUUUAGUAUCACUACUCAAAAUUACCCUGGUACAAGAAGGUCUCCUCUGUCCUGCUCUGGGGGAAGGAGGGGUUAUUUUAUCGAUCUUCAAAUCGGGGCACCUCUGUUAACACUGUUUUGCUGCACGGAAGUUGACGUUGUCCCCUCCUCAUUUGAAAGAACCUGCAGAAGGACACGAGAAGGGCAGCUGUAACCCAGAGCUGUGAGGUUCCCUGCAGCUGCAGGAAACGCCCCGCAGUGCUGCGAUACAGAAUGGCAAGGCUGCCCCAUCUGCCCGCAGCAGUCUCCCAACGGCAGAUCACGCCACGUCAGGAAAAUAGUACACCUGUGUCUUAGGUCUAUGGAAAAACUUGCCUUGUUACUCCCUAGGCACACUCUUCCUUUCCUUUAGUGCUGAGUUUUCUCACUGUCUACAACCAAAGGUGGUUCCUUUAAUUGCUAUUAAUAACAAAAGGGUGACUUAUCCUCACCAUAAUUACCAGGAAGUGCAUUCAACUUCCUGAAUCUUCACAGUACUCAGUAUAUUGCACACUUGUGGCAAGCUUGUAUCUAAUAAAAGAUACUUAUUGUUACCUAUUUUCCCUCACUUUAAAUAUGCAGAUAAAGGAACCUCUAGUAAAUGU